This is a messenger RNA of Aspergillus sclerotioniger CBS 115572, 876 nucleotides long. RefSeq lists its product as uncharacterized. The coding region runs from base 1 to 876 and encodes 291 amino acids. The transcript has 4 exons. The record is from RefSeq and is a predicted model, not a curated record. NCBI's taxonomy places the organism in Eukaryota, Fungi, Ascomycota, Eurotiomycetes, Eurotiales, Aspergillaceae.
AUGCCCGUACAUAACAUGGACCCAUAUCCCCGUUGUCACCACGAGAGACAGAGGGCUGAGAUCAUUACUUUUCGCCCCUGCAGGACACUACAAUUAGCCCCCAGUGAAAUUGUUCUAGCCAGGGUCUUGGGUACCAUCAAGGAACUCGGGUUCUGGCGGCAAGGAGAAAUGAGAAAAUUUGCAUUGGACGUAUCGUCCUCGUCCUAUUCUGCAGACUGCCAAACACCGUAUAAGGUCGGACAAUUCCCCAGAGGUAAUGACCUAUUAUCGACAAAAUCUGGAUUUUCAAAAGGCAAGGCCGAAGCUCUACUAUCCAUUCUUUACUCCACUGUUCUUCUGUCCGAAAACAUAACUGCUCUUUGGUAUGCCGGCCUCGUUGCUGCUACACCCACCCCAGAACCCUCGAUAUCGUAUAUCGACAAGUAUGAGGGAUGUGACCAAGCUCAAGUCCAAAGGCUGGAGAAAGCAUUCAAUGAUGUUCACACUCUCACCACAACUGCGGAAUCUAUUGAUAUCUCUAAGCACCCUGGUCUGCAGGAAGAUGAGAAAUAUGUCAAGGCAAUGUGGAAAGCAAUUGCCUCCCCCAACUUCAAGAUCACAGAACAACUUAUAUAUUUGUCCAACGUUUUCAAGGAAACAACCAAGGAUUCCAGGAAUGACCUGAGCUCAAGACACAUGCAUCCGCCAGAGAAUCGCCGACCGAGCCGCAAGCCAUCAGAUAGGAAGGAAUAUUGGUGUGAGGCUGAUAAGCAUAUCAAAUGGUAUGAGGUGGCAGCUCAGCAUCUUCUCCAUGAGAUGACCCAUCUUGAUGCUGCUGGAAAGCAAGCUGGCUACCCCGAAGUCAGGCAGGUUCUCCUUCUAAUCGAGUGUUACUAG